Molecule: messenger RNA, 861 nt
Organism: Wyeomyia smithii (pitcher-plant mosquito)
Lineage: Eukaryota; Metazoa; Arthropoda; Insecta; Diptera; Culicidae
Exons: 2
Coding region: 1-861 (286 amino acids)
Source: RefSeq, a predicted model, not a curated record
AUGAUAAUUGGUGCUGAAGUAUAUUAUGACUUACUCGAAGCAGGCAAAAAGAGGUUGAGCGAAAGUGGCCCAACAUUGCAAGAAACUGUUUUUGGGUGGGUGAUCUCCGGGCGAGUAUCUGAUCAAGCUCGCAGUCCAUUAACGGCUACCUACGUUAGUUCCACUGUGGAUCUCCAAGAGGUAAUCGCUAGGUUCUGGGAGUUAGAGGCCUGCAAGGCCAGCAGCACUCACUCACUUGAAGAGACUGCAUGCGAAGAACUGUUUGAGCGCACAACCAUCCGCGAUGCUGAAGGGAAAUUUGUAGUAACACUACCAAAACGGAAGUUAGAGAUUGUGAAGCUAGGAGAAACGAAAGGCAUUGCGCAAAAGCGGUUUGCUAGUUUGGAGACAAAACUCGACGCUAAUCCAAAAUUGAAGGCGAUGUAUGUUGAAUUCAUCCAUGAAUACGUGCUGUUGGGACAUAUGAAAGAAGUCGACGAUGAACUAUGCCAGGGGCCUGAAUACUAUUUGCCUCACCAUGCAGUAAUAAAGCCGGAGAGUACUACGACGAAGCUCCGUGUAGUUUUUGACGGUUCGUGUCGCACGUCAACCGGUGUCUCUUUGAACGAUGCGCUGAUGGUAGGGCCGGUCGUUCAGGACGACUUGUUCUCGAUUAUUUCCCGUUUCCGCUUCCAUCGCUUCGCUCUCGUUGCCGAUGUGGCCAAAAUGUACCGAAUGAUUCCACGGUUAAGACGUUCAGACUACGAUGGGACACGUGUGCGGAUAGUUUUUGCUUCACUUUUCCGCAGUGGAGGUCCACCGCAUCAGUUAUCACCAAGCGAAGUAUUCAUUCCGAUGCUGCAUGCCUAUUUGAUCCAUUAG